AUGGUUAUCUCCUGCGUUGAAAGGAAAGGAAAACGUGAAAAGCUUGACAGUUACGCAUUACGUAGACCAAUGGAAAUAAAAGCCAACAUUAACAAUCCUGAAUAUGAUGAUCGAUAUAGCAUAAAGUCUGUUAUUAGUUGUAUUAUUGCUGGAGUGCAAGCCAUAUCAACAACAGUUGAUUUCUGCAUGCGACUGGUCAACAUUAAUUCUGCUCAUACUCUGAAUAUCACAGUCAUGUUUACAAGUUGGAUACUGUUUUGCCACGUUAUCCUUACUUUAUUGGCACCAGUGUAUUAUAAAAGGUCCGGUGUGUAUCCACCAGUUAUAGAUUUAGCAAAAUACUGUACCAUUGACGAAAAGGCAGUUACGAAAACAAGGGUCACUAUCGCAAACUUCAUUCUCUAUCGUAGUCGCAAGCUAUGA
Rhizopus microsporus ATCC 52813 is the source of this 423-nucleotide messenger RNA. RefSeq lists its product as uncharacterized. Lineage: Eukaryota; Fungi; Mucoromycota; Mucoromycetes; Mucorales; Rhizopodaceae. The record is from RefSeq and is a predicted model, not a curated record. Bases 1 to 423 code for a protein of 140 amino acids. The transcript has a single exon.